Drosophila serrata is the source of this 1111-nucleotide messenger RNA. RefSeq names its product Nicknack (gene Nnk). Gene Ontology annotation, cellular component: nucleus. The record is from RefSeq and is a predicted model, not a curated record. NCBI's taxonomy places the organism in Eukaryota, Metazoa, Arthropoda, Insecta, Diptera, Drosophilidae. Gene Ontology annotation, molecular function: nucleic acid binding; zinc ion binding.
AUCUAAUCAACCUUUCACUACCAAAUGGCCAUCAUAAUGGAAUUAAAAAGUGAAAGUGUUUCAGAAACAUUCAAGAUUUAGUGUCUUACUGAUCUUCUGAAAUGUCGUCACAGUGUCGGACCUGUGGUCAGAAGACAUAUAGCAAUAGUACAAUAGAUAUCUUUGAAGGAAACGAUGUAAUCAUCAAACAAAUCGCUCUGGUAACAGGCCUUCAGCUUACUGACCAACUGGAUUUUCCGAAGAAAAUGUGCUUUUCUUGCCUGGGCAGCUUGAGGGGAGCCAUACAUUUUCGGGAGCUCUGCGUUGCCACAAACCAACGCCUCAUUCUAGAUACCCUGGAUUCCGGAUCAGAGAAUCAGGAUCAAGAGGAUUUUAAUGAUACGCCCAGUAGCACGGCGAAAUUGGCUUUAAAAAUAAAGAAUAUUGAUGAUGAUGUGGAGACCGAGAUAAUUAGGCAGAUAAAGGAGAUAAUUGAAGAGGAUGAAGCGGAAUAUUACAAUACUCACUUACAGAAUCCCACAAAUACGAAAACCACCUGCAACACAUCUCAUGGAACUCAACUAAUCCCCCAGGAAAGCACACAAAAAAAUGUACAAAAAAAGAGCAGGGCCACAAAGAUAUAUUUCUGUGAUCAGUGCGGCAGGGAGUUCAACGACAGAGCCAACCUUCAUCUGCAUCUGGUCCGCCACACGGGCAUUAAGCCCUUUGAGUGUCCGGACUGUGGGAAAAGAGAAUUCAACAUGUAUCUCUUGAACAUCCACAUACGUGUCAAGCAUCGCGGAGAGAAGCCUUUCGCCUGCAAAUACUGCGACAAGAGAUUCGUGGACAGCACCCAGAGGAGCCGCCACCAAAGCCGGAUGCACGAGCUUAAGGUGACAAACAAAAGGUACAAGUGCGCAUUCUGCAACUUGAGAUUUGAGGUCAAAUCCCAAUUGAAAAAGCACGAGGUUGUGCACUCCGGUGAGCGUAACUUUCCCUGCGAAAUAUGUAAUGUGUCCUUCACUCGUAAUUUUAACCUAAAAACCCAUUACCGAUCAAAGCUGCACAAAAAGAAAGCAGAGAAAAAGUCUGAAAGAAACCUAGAAUAAAAUAAGACUCAAAUAAUUUGUAA